AAUCCAGUUCAGAACGUGGUCAGACGUGGUAGCGCGUGGUCGUGGAAUUUUCCGAGAAAAACCCUAAGGAAAAAUCAAACAGUGCGAGGCAGCAGAAGCAACAACAACAACAACAACUAACUAGAGCAAAGGAAAUUUGACAGACUUUGAUGUGAACCGGAAACGAGGGUAAAGGCUAAAAAAGCAAAGGGAAGCAAAAUAAAAAAAAACUGAAACAGGAACAGAGGAGCCAGGCCAACAGUGUGCAAAUUGAUAUAGUCGGAGCAGCAUGGAUGAGGAGCACGACGACGAUCGAAUAAUAUGAGAUUAGAUGGGGCUCUAGAGCCCCGGCCCCGUCAAGGAGCUGCCAUCUUCAAGGGCCGCGAACCAUGUGAGACACAGCAACAGCAGCCAGCUGAUGAAGACGACGAGGCCACAGACGCUGAGUGUUUGACCACCAACCACAGCAUCAGCAGCAAAAUUGCCAAGUCAACUUGGUCCUCAAACCAGAGAGAAAACAUCAACAACGCCCACGUCCACGCCACGCCCAGAAAAACAACUGGAGGCAGAGGAAAAGCACACCACCACACCGCUGCCGUGAAAGCGCGUACCAUAUUAAUGGCGCCCAACGUGGGGCAUCAGCGGAAGAGCCUUGGCCUUCGACUUCCGAUGAAGCCGGGCAGGAUGAUGGGAUCGGGCUGGGAUGGCCUUAACGGCCUGGUCCUGUGCCUGAUUUCCGUUAUUGCCCUGCUGCCGCCGCUGACGCUCGGCGAUGACGGCGACAAUUUCUUUGCCGUGAAUGCCUUUAGCGCGGGUCCGGAGACGACAACGCCAGAGUUUGAUUAUGCCAGCCGCGGGCAAAAGAAGUUCGGCGACAAGUGCGAUAAUACUUUGGAAUGCGGCUUCCCCGGCUCCAUUUGCGAUCCCAAGAAGAAGUCCUGCCAGUGCACCGAGGAUCUGCCCGUCACCAAUCACAUUGACAAAUGUGGCAAAGAGGCCGCCGUGAACGAGUCCUGCUUCUUCAACGAGCAGUGCGAGAUGCGAUACUUCCAGACGGAGUGCCGGGAUGGGCGCUGCAUCUGCCGGUUCGAGAUGUCGCCCUUUUGGGACAAGGACGGGUCCGUGGAGUGCAAAGGGCGCCAGGACAAGAGGGGACCCGAGACCUACAUCGAUCCGGCCAUGAUUGGCGUGCUGGUAGGAAUGGCAUUGAUGUUUGUUAUUAUUUGUGUCGUCCUGCGAUUGUUUAGCCAAGCCCGCUGGCGUGAGAACCGGACCAUCUUCAAUACGCCCAAUCCUCGUCUGAUGAACGUCUCCCUGCUGCGGGAUAGCAAAUUGCUCCAUGGCCAGGAGCGGCGAGGAUCCAGGAUGUCGGUGCGGGCCCCAUCCCGACAGCCCAGCAUGGCCUCCCUGAGGCCCCACUCCCCCAAUCCGUCGCUAGGAUCCCAUUCGGAGUCGCAUGGCAGCAAUGCAUCGGCCGCCUCGGUUCGCUCCCAGCGCAGCAACUCGGUGGCUCCAGGAAAGGUUGGCCACCAUGAGCGCCACGGAUCCGCCCAUCGCCAGCACCACCCACAUGGACACCAGCCGAAGGAGCAGCCCCAGUCGCCGCAGGAUCAGUCGCUGAUCACCAACAUCACCACAAAUCCGGUGGCCGAGAGCGUGACCGUGGAGAUUAUCGAGCCGGGACAGAAAUAAAGAUGAGCACGUCAGCACAGGAUCGGAAAUUUAAAGUAUAUAUAGAGCAAGAUGGCAUAGGCGAGAUUAACUGGCUAACUCUCUGACACACGAACACUGGACACGAAAUGCAAAUAGAAACAUAUAGUCACGAUAUAUGCACGCGAUAAUAAGGCGGGUCCGCUCCCAAAAGGGGCGUGGCUCCGGCAACCAACACAGAAAACAAAAAAAAAAUCAAAUACACAUGAGGCCAUUGUUCGACUCUUUUUGACAAAGACAAUUUUUGCAAUUAAUGGAAAUUUUUUAAACAAACCAAUUAUAUAUACUUAUUAUAUAAAUAGGGAGCAUAUGAAAAAACGAACACUCACAUACACCCAGAACAAUGCUAAAUGAAUUACUUACGUACGACUACACCGUAAAAAAUAAUUGAAAAAAAAACCUUGCAUAACAAAUUCAUACUACUCUUUUUUUCAACCAAAAAAAAAACAAACAAACAAAGAAAAACGAAAAAACCGAAAGAGGAAAACUUUAUUAAUUUAAAAUAACAUAUUGUAAUGCAGUUAUAUAACUAAGCUUUGGGUUAAAGGCUUUAAGGAUUCAAAAAGAAAUCACACAGCGUAGAGGAAACCUAGGGCAUGAUCUCAAUCUUAGUGUUCUAUAGCCAGCCAUCGGAGGCACUGCAUCGUGGCCAAAGAUGCGACAAAUUGGCAGAAACCAAAUGUAAACCGCUGAUACAACGCCUUAUCUAUACUUAUAUUAUAGAUCCAAUUGCCGCUCUAGCUCCCACAUACGGAUGUUAUAACCCAGAAACGACGACAAACCAAGAUGAAGAAAAUAUUUAACAACCUCGGGACCAUAUUUUAUAAUCAAAAUAUGCGUUUCAUUGCGAAGCACGCACGUUCACAUUAUUCUCGUUUUCGUUUUGGUAUUAUAUCUUUGCGUUCUCGAACAGUUGUAGGUUCGGAUGUAGGGGAUACUGAAAAGGAGUACCUAUAUUUUUUAACAACUAGCUGAGCAAAUUUUAGGGAACACUCACAACAUGAUAUUAAGGAUAAUGAUUAUACAAGCUCGCCAAGAGUCCAAAAUCUAAAUUGACUUCCAGUUGAACGAUAUGAUUUGAAAUUUCAGUUCGAAGCAACGUAGAUUUUUCAGUUCGACAGCCUUUACAAUCUCACACUGCACUUUGCAGAUCGGGGCUGAGGAUUUUCGGGCAGUGCAUUGGGCUAGCCGGGAAUAGGGGAAGAUUUCCGGGUCUGUCCAAUGCGAAGGUCGAAUUAUAAUCGGACAACGGAUCUCCAGGUUAUAGCCGUAGUAGGAAUAGAAAACGAUAUUGAUAAGGUUUAGUUGUUGCCCCCCAAACAGACGAUUCUCAUUUGCUUUUGUGCUCAAUCAAAGAAGCUUAACUGUGAGAAUACCAAAUGAAUACAUGAUACAAAAAUAAACGUAGAGCAAAAAAAUCUUAAAGUAGCUUGAGAACUUCUAGCUAAAAAUUACAACUAGAGUAACAAAAUGAGAAAAUUUAAAAAAAAAA
Molecule: messenger RNA, 3181 nt
Organism: Drosophila suzukii
Lineage: Eukaryota; Metazoa; Arthropoda; Insecta; Diptera; Drosophilidae
Gene: jus
Product: julius seizure
Source: RefSeq, a predicted model, not a curated record